This is a messenger RNA of Impatiens glandulifera, 852 nucleotides long. RefSeq lists its product as uncharacterized. NCBI's taxonomy places the organism in Eukaryota, Viridiplantae, Streptophyta, Magnoliopsida, Ericales, Balsaminaceae. The transcript is spliced from 4 exons. The record is from RefSeq and is a predicted model, not a curated record. Bases 1 to 852 code for a protein of 283 amino acids.
AUGGAUGAGAUAAUUGAGAAAUCACAAUCAAAUCAAGUUAUAGUGGUUGUAGUGGUUGAUACUCAAGCUAAUCAAGAACAAGAAGAUUGUUCCAAGGUUGAUAUAGAGGAAUCCAAAGUUGUUGAUUAUUCCAAAGCUGAAGUUGAAGGAAAUGAAGACAAUGAUCUAGAAAUUCAAGUUGAGAACAACAAGGAAGGGGAAAGAGAAGAGAAUGAAGAAGGACAAGGAGAAAAGGAAGACAACAUGUUGAUACAACAGGGACAGAAAGGGGUACAAAAUAUCUCCAUCAACUUCAAUAAAGAGCUUAUGGGUACAAAGAAAGCGCAACCAGAAUGGAUCAGGAAAUGUGUUUCUACCUCUCGUUUUGUAGUUAGCGUCAAUGAGAUCCAUGGAGGCCACUUCAAAGGUGAAAAUGGUGUGAGGCAAGGAGAUCCCCUAUCAUCUUCCCUUUUUGUCGUCAUCGUGGCGAUCUUUGAGAGUGUUUUUACGACGUUCCGAAAGAAUCAACCAUACAUCUUCCACCCAUUCUGUGAGGAGAAGGAGAUCACCCAUUUAUACUUUACUGACGAUUUGUUCAUUCUCGCGCAUGCUGACAUAUAUUUCAUAAAAACUGUAACAGCUGCACUAACAUUUUAUUUUGAGGUUAUAGGUUUGACUAUCAAUGAGAACAAGAGCUUGGCAUUCUAUGGAGGAGUAAAACAGGAAACAAAAGCAAACAUCUACAACAUCAUGGACAUCACAGAAGGAAGCUUCCCAAUAAGAUACUUAGACAUACUACUCACAGCAAAACAGAUCCAAAUCUUACACUACAAACCACUGAUCGAGAAAGUGAAUAACUCAAUUUCCAACUGA